Molecule: messenger RNA, 369 nt
Organism: Pochonia chlamydosporia 170
Lineage: Eukaryota; Fungi; Ascomycota; Sordariomycetes; Hypocreales; Clavicipitaceae
Exons: 1
Coding region: 1-369 (122 amino acids)
Source: RefSeq, a predicted model, not a curated record
AUGAGAGAUUUGCACUCACCAGAACUGUCGUCAUACGCCGAGCCAUCACCAUUAUUAACAAGCGACACUGGAAUUUUCCAAACAUAUGACCCAGUUCUCUAUGGAACCUCAACAGGAUAUGCUGUUGAUGCAUACAAAAAAAGAAACAGAGGCUCAACUGAUGACAGUCCGCCACACCGUGCAGCUUCAACUCCACCAUUUGCCAUCCUGUCAUCCCAUCAAACCCAUCCAAGCCAUCUGCCUUCCAAGAAUUUCUACAUCGCCACUGUUUCCACCUUUCGUUAUCUCCAACUCGUCUGCCUAUCAAAUACCAACCAUGGCCGUAUUCCCAGUUCUUUCCAUGUCGUAGAUUCGGUACGCGUCAACUAA